GCGCGCGGCCCGUGCCCGCCCCUGCCGAGCCGCGGAGGGGGCGGGGCGGGGAGUGCCACGUCCUGCGCCGGGGCUUUGUGCGGAGCCGCGCCGCCCGCCAUGGGCGCCUCGCAGAGCGUCGAGAUCCCCGGCGGGGGCACCGAGGGCUACCACGUCCUGCGGGUACAAGAAAACUCACCAGGGCACAGAGCUGGAUUGGAGCCAUUCUUUGAUUUCAUUGUCUCCAUUAAUGGUUCAAGAUUGAAUAAAGACAAUGACACUCUUAAGGACCUGUUGAAAGCAAAUGUGGAAAAACCUGUAAAAAUGCUAGUGUACAGCAGCAAAACACUGGAACUGAGAGAAACAUCAGUGACCCCCAGCAACAUGUGGGGCGGACAGGGCCUGCUGGGUGUGAGCAUUCGUUUCUGCAGCUUUGAUGGGGCCAAUGAAAAUGUAUGGCAUGUUUUGGAAGUGGAACCAAAUUCUCCUGCUGCAUUAGCUGGACUUAGACCUCAUAGUGACUAUAUCAUUGGAGCAGAUACCGUCAUGAAUGAGUCUGAAGAUCUCUUUUCCCUCAUUGAAACGCAUGAAGCAAAACCGUUAAAACUUUAUGUGUACAACACGGACACAGAUAACUGUCGGGAAGUGGUGAUUACUCCAAAUUCUGCCUGGGGUGGAGAAGGCAGCCUAGGAUGUGGCAUCGGUUAUGGAUACUUGCAUAGGAUACCUACACGCCCAUUUGAAGAGGGGAAGAAAAUUUCUCUCCCAGGACAGUUGCCUAGUGCAUCACUCAGUCCUCUCAAAGAUGGCUUCACAGAGGUUCAGUUGUCAUCAGUUAAUCCCUCAGCCACGUUACCCCCGGGGUCAGCAGGCCUUGAACAGAGUCUUUCAGGACUUUCUAUUAGUUCACCCCCAACUACUGUCAGUAACGUUCUCAAUACAGGUGUUCCAACAGUUCCAUUAUUACCCCCUCAAGUCAGUCAGUCCCUUACCUCUGUGCCACCAGUUAACCCAGCAACUACCUUACCAGGUCUGAUGCCAUUACCAGCAGGGCUUCCCAACCUGCCUGAUCUGUCCAAACUUAAUUUACCUGCACCACACAUUGUUCCAGAAAUCACACAGCCUGGUUUGCCACCCCUUCCCUCCUUGCCACCUCUGAAUCUAAUGGGAAUACCACCUCUUUCAAUGCCACCCAAAUGUGUUCCUCUGCUUCCUUUGGUCACAGAGGCAUCUGCAGUGUCUACAGAUUUGCUUCCCUCCAUUACUCAAGCUGGAAGCUUUUCUGUUGACCCUGGCACCACUGCAAAUGUGGAACAGACCUCUACACUCACCUUGGAUAGCGCUACCCCAACUUUUAAGGCAACUAUUUUUGACCAAUCAAGUGAAUCCUCUGCAGUUAGUGAGAAAACACCUGGAGUCACAGAUACACAAGCUUCUGAAUCAUAACUCCAGAUCACUCUGUUGGAUUGGCUUGGUAUUUAUUUAGCCAUGGGAUACAUAUUUGAAGAGCAAGCUAUUGUUAAUUUCAUACUAGUUUGUACUUAAUCUUUAGGAAUCCUGUAAAUAAUAUGGAGGUAUAAUAAAAAUAAAAGGGGGUUUAUAAAGUGUGGUGGGAGGGGAGGAAGAGUACUUGUAUGUAACCAAAAAAAAAACCCAACGAAAUGUCAAGGUGGUAAAUAGAACUCUACUGCCAAACUUGGAGGUAUAUGUUUUUAAUAUAGGCUGACAGCCUUAGUGUGCUAGGCCUGUCCUUGCUUAUAAUUAGCAAUUUUUGCUUCUGAUAGAAAUGAAGCGGUUCUUGAGUGUGACAUUUCCGUAUCAUAGUUCUUGUUCUUUGCAAGUAUCUUGUUACUACAGUGGGGAUGAGAAUAUUUAGUCCAAGUUGUGAAUUUUAACACUGCAGAACUUCUACCUAAAGAUAUUUCUAUUGAAGUUGCUGAGUGACCUGUUAACUGACAUCUUGUUAUUCAGCUUGUACACAAAUCUUUAUUUUUAAGCUCUUGGGAGAUGCUCAAGCCAUGUUUUGUGAAUGCCGCUGCAUUGUUUCAUAUGCCCACUGUAAAAUGGCAUUUGGAAGGGAAUACAGGAAAUGUUAAAUGUAGCAUACAAUUUGGCACUUCAUGACUACUGUAAGACAAAAUAAUGAUUAAGCAUUACAUACAGCAAUAAAUUCCUGGAAUUUUA
Molecule: messenger RNA, 2163 nt
Organism: Columba livia (rock pigeon)
Lineage: Eukaryota; Metazoa; Chordata; Aves; Columbiformes; Columbidae
Gene: GORASP2
Product: golgi reassembly stacking protein 2
Exons: 10
Coding region: 100-1425 (441 amino acids)
Biological process (GO): Golgi organization
Cellular component (GO): Golgi apparatus
Molecular function (GO): protein binding
Source: RefSeq, a predicted model, not a curated record